This is a messenger RNA of Mya arenaria, 1715 nucleotides long. RefSeq names its product perlucin-like protein. The transcript is spliced from 4 exons. The record is from RefSeq and is a predicted model, not a curated record. Gene Ontology annotation, molecular function: carbohydrate binding. Bases 44 to 547 code for a protein of 167 amino acids. Gene Ontology annotation, cellular component: external side of plasma membrane. Gene Ontology annotation, biological process: biological process involved in interspecies interaction between organisms. Lineage: Eukaryota; Metazoa; Mollusca; Bivalvia; Myida; Myidae.
AGAUGCGCCUUAUCAAGAGUAUAAAUAAAACGUUAUUUUAAAUAUGAACGCAUUAUCAAGAACACUUUUCACAAUGGAUUUACAACUGACAAGCGCAAUCAUUUUAACGUUAUUAUGUGUAACAACUAUAAAAGCACAAGUGCAAUGUCCAACCAAAUGGAACCAAUACGCGACUGAUCAAAAACGGACCACGUGUCUUUGGCUCAGCCAGCAGGAGAAGGCUUCGUGGAUAAAUGCUCAUGCCUUCUGUCACCUGAUGGGGUCAUCCUUGGUAGAUGUUUCUGACUUUUAUAUGAAUGUACGACUGGCCAAUCUGAUCACUCAAUUCGGAGUUACAGGUAAAUAUUGGAUAAACGCCAAUGAUGUCGAAGAUGACGGGACAUUCAAGUCGACAGUGUCCGGCAAGGGGCUGACGUACAAUAACUUUAUCGGAGGGCAGACGAUCUUAGAUCCCGCUAAGAACUGCGUUAGCAUCGAUCAGAAAGGACUAUGGACCAUUGAUGCUUGCAAAACUGAGAACCACUUCAUUUGCCAGAAAAAGCCAUAGUUGCUUACGAGAUUUACAGGGACAUAUUUCACAUGUACUUCUAUUGUAUUAGCACAGGCAAAUAAAUAAUACUUCAACAUGAAAAUACGUUCAAACAUUGAUUUAAUUUACAGCUUAGAAAUUGGUUGACAUGUGCACGUUUUGAAAACAGGCAUUCAAGUAUUGAGAUCGAACAAUUUUCGGCAUUGAUAAGUCCUCCAUUUUUAAACACAGUAUUCAAUUAAAAAUACAGCAAACACCCGGUAGCCAAACUAUUUUGAAGACCCUGAUUUAGGGCACAGGGAUAAUGCACAACAGUCACUUACACGACAGAACCACACAUACAUCAACGUGUAUGUAUUACCAAUAGUGCAUAACAUUUGUUUAAAGACCUCUUACACUUAUUUCAUAUUCACUACAAAAGAAGUGAUUGACGUUAAUCAAAUUUAAAAGUUAACGUUGAUAAUAAACACAGCAACCAGUGCGAAAAUGGAAUUAGAAAGUUCCUUAAAAUUUCAUUUAGUUAAAAAUAAUAAUUGCAAUGUCGUUCAUGUAGUUUUAUUUGGUUUAGUUUCGUUUAAGUCGAAAUUACAUUAAAUGUAAAUAAAUCGGACUUCGAGAUAAUCAGAAUUUAAUAAGAUUUCUGUCUUGUAUAUAAUACACAGGAUUUAUUUUAAUGAACGAUUUUUGUCAAAUCGAAGCGUGUUCGUUUUAAUCUAGAAUGCAUUGAAAAAAUGCCACCUCAGAUUUUAUGUAUUUAUUAAUUGUUCUGUCGAACGUUUUUACAUUAAUCUUCAAAUGUUAUCAAUAAUGUCCUAUGGGGCAAACUACAACAAUUCAGAAAAGCCUACUCAUUGUUGCAUGCCUUUAUUUUCUUUGAUUAUCACAUGACAGUGAAUCACAGCAUGGUUAUACCAUCUCAGACUAUUGGCUACUUUCCAUAUUUAUUGAUUUUGAAGCUUAUGCAGUGCUUGAAUUCAUCAUAGUACGUAACUCAAUACGACGUGACGCCCAAUGACCAGUCUGGCGUUUUGAAUUGUUAUGAUUCGCAAUAAAAAAUCUUACAUAGCUUGAAAAAGAUUAAACUAUCAUUUUGUUUGUUUAAACAUUAUACAAAGUAUAAAAAGAAACAAAUGCCUGGUUAUUUUGAAAAUAAAAACAGAAUAUUUAAUAAAGGAUAUCAAUUAUA